This is a messenger RNA of Nanorana parkeri, 2620 nucleotides long. RefSeq names its product peptidylprolyl isomerase G (gene PPIG). Gene Ontology annotation, molecular function: peptidyl-prolyl cis-trans isomerase activity. NCBI's taxonomy places the organism in Eukaryota, Metazoa, Chordata, Amphibia, Anura, Dicroglossidae. Gene Ontology annotation, biological process: protein peptidyl-prolyl isomerization; protein folding. The record is from RefSeq and is a predicted model, not a curated record. Gene Ontology annotation, cellular component: nucleus.
UGCUGUAGUCGGCAUCGAUGUGAUCUGCGUUCGCUGGUGGAUGCCUGUGUGGUGUCGGCUCUGUUUGCGCCAAUCAUGGGGAUCAAGGUUCAGCGUCCUCGUUGUUUCUUUGACAUAUCAAUCAACAAUGUUACAGUUGGAAGAGUCGUCUUCGAGCUGUUUACAGAUACUUGUCCAAAAACCUGUGAAAAUUUCCGAUGUCUCUGUACAGGUGAGAAGGGUAUUGGGAAAACCACACAGAAGCCAUUGCAUUACAAAAACUGCUUGUUUCACCGAGUGGUGAAGGAUUUCAUGGUUCAGGGAGGAGACUUUAGUGAAGGAAAUGGAAGAGGAGGAGAAUCGAUAUAUGGAGGAUUUUUCGAAGAUGAGAAUUUCUCUGUUCAACACAACAAGGAAUUCCUCCUGUCCAUGGCCAACCGGGGCAAGGACACCAAUGGCUCUCAGUUUUUUAUAACAACAAAGCAGACGCCUCACUUGGAUGGGCUCCAUGUUGUCUUCGGUCAAGUGCUGUCCGGUCAAGAAGUGGUAAGAGAGAUUGAAAAUCAGAAAACCGAUGCUUCUAGCAAGCCGAGUGCAGAAGUCAGAAUACAGAACUGUGGGGAACUUGUUCAAGUUCAGAAAUCGAAGUCUAAGAAAGAGAAGAAGAGGCAUAAAUCUUCUUCCUCCAGUGACACAGAAGAUUCAAGUGAUUCAGACUCCUCUUCUGGUUCAUCAGACUCUGAAGAGGAGGGAAAAUCAAAAAAGAAGAAAAAGAAACACAAGAAAACUUCCAAGAAACAGAAAAAGGAGAAAAAGAAGCACAAAAAGAACAAGAAGAGUUCUGAGAGUGAACAUGAAGAUGAAGUUCAAGUCACAUCCACUGUACGUCCAGAAGAGAUCCCCACUGUGCCAGAGAACAAGUUUUUAAUGAGGAGGAGUCCACAGAGAGUUGAUGAGCAAGACGGAAGAGGCAAUGACAGAGAACGAGACAGAGACGGGCAAGUGGUCAAUUCCCUUUACCAGAGGAGACUUCUAGUAACCAGGUCUGGAAGAAAAAUAAAAGGAAGAGGCCCCAGACGCUACCGCACACCAUCAAGGUCUAGAUCUAGAGAUCGAUUCAGAAGAAGUGAGACUCCCCCACACUGGAGGCAAGAGAUGCAGAGAACACAGAGGAUGAGAUAUUCUAGUGGAGAACGCUGGAUCAAGGGAGACAAAAGUGAAAUGAAUGAACCAGACAAUCAAAAAAGUCCAGUACGAGGAAGGGAGAGGAAACAGUCUGACCAAAGAGCUCCGUCCGAGAGUCCAAGUACAACAGCAGAUCAUGGGAAGAAAAGCAAAGAUCAUAAAUCAAGCAGCAAGGAAAGGGAGUCUAAAAAACUUGCCGAAAAGGAGGAGAAAUCUUGGAGCGGAAAAAGGACAAAAUCAGACAGCCGGAGUGAAAGUAAAGAUGACACUAAGGGCAAGAGGGAUACUAAGCACAGCAAACGCGGUAAGACCAGGUCAAGAAGCAAGGAAAAAGGACAUGAACGAGAAAAAGAAAGAAACUUGGACAACAAAGUUAAGGACAAAGAGAGAAGCAGAAGUAAGGAGAAGGCAAAGCACAGCAAGUCAAAAAAUGAAGAACGUGGUAAAAGCAAGGAAAGAAGAAAGAGUAAAGAUAGGCAUGAAAAAGCAAGGAGCAUGGAACGCGAAACUGUGAAUACAAAACGUAGAUCUAACAGCACCGCUAAAGAGAGAAGCAAAAGCAAAGAAAACACCAGAAGCGCUCAGUCAAGAAGCCGGGACAGCAACCAAGCCAGAAGUCGGGAUCGUGCAAAAAGCAAAGAGAAAGAAUCCAAGGGACGGGGUCGGUCCAGAAGCAGAGAUCGAAAAAGGACCCCAGACAGGUCCAGAAGCAAAAGAAGUAGGAGCCUGGAUGGCUCCAGAUCUUCCGAUCGCGAGACCAGUCAGAGCAAAAACAAGGACUCGGCAAAGAAAGAUGGGAAAAAAGGCUCUCCAAAAAAGUCCCCAGAGCGUGAAGGCCACAAAAAAAAAUUGUCCCGGAGCAGCAGUCCAGACAGUAAACGAACCAGAAAAUCUAGCCGAAAUCAUACGAGUCCGGACUCCAACACAGUGCAUAGCACUUCCAAAGGGGACCGAUCAUCCCAUGGGAGAAGUGGAGAGGAAAAAUCUAGGAGAUAUUCGCAUGAUAAGGAAAAUGGUAAAAGAUCACGAAGUCGUGAGAGACGUAUAUCCCGUUCAAAGGAACAAAGAUUAAAUAGUCAGUCCAGUCCCAACAGUGUUGACAAUAAAACCGAGUAAUACAUUCUAGUUAGACUUGUAUUUUGGGACUUGUUUUUUUUUUUGAUCCUCAGCCUGGAUCAUUUGUAUUGCUCAUAUUUUAAUAAACUUUCAAUGAAAGAAUCUUAGGUGUACAACAUUGUCAACAGUUUUGGGGGGAUUUUUGAAUGGUUGAGGGUUUUUCUCUUUCUGUAGUUUUAAUUGGUUGAAAAGUUUAGAUUUUUUUUUUUUUCCAUUUGGCUCUCCAGAAAAAUGCACUUUUUCAUGCUUUGCUAAAAUGCUGUGCUUUGGCUUAUGUUAUGGCACAUUUCUAAUGGCGCCCACACCAUACCUGUAAGACUAUCUGUACUUAACAUAUUAG